AACAUAUUUGAUAAAAAUAAAAUGGAUCUCAUAAGGUUCGUGUUUCUCCCCAUUUCGGUCUUAAAAUAUUAACAAUUUCAGAUGGUACAACCGGAAAUCAGCUUUAAAUGUUUAACUUGAUCUCAUUAUUCCGGUUUGUGUCUCCCGAUUCUGAGCGGGUGAGGGCGGGGCCGUUUUUCCCUUGCAGUGUGGCGUGGAGUGAUGUAGCACAGAGGAUACGGACACAGACGACAUCCGAGCAGAAAACUCUCAUUACGAUAGAUUUUUAAAGGUGAAAGGAUUGGCAAUGCAUGCGUGCACUUUAGAAGUGCGAUGGAUUUGCGUUUAUUUUAAUCAAACCUGAACAACAUUGGACUCAACUCGGAUACGGACUCGCCUCCAUCGUAAACAGCAUCCUGUAAAAAAAAAAAAAAUUCGGACCAUUUUGAUUCUUUAUCGUCUACUGUUUUCUCAAGGAACCUCAGCAUGGCGUGGCCUUGCAUCAGCAGGGCGUGCUGCAUGGCUCGCUUCUGGAACCAGAUGGACAAGGCUGACAUUGCGGUGCCUAUGGUGUUCACCAAAUACACGGACGCCUCGGAGAUGCAGCACGUCCAGCUGCAACCUCCAUUACGGGCCGGGGUCGCCAUAGAAACCCAGCCGCCUCGCACCCAUCGCCGCACCGCCACCGCAGGUCCACGCGCGCCGCCGCGGAGGUGCGUGUCGGAGGAGCGAGUGUGCAGCUCGGUCAUGAGGGAGGACUUUAAACACUGGAGAGUGCGACCCGAACCCAGCUGUAAACCCAAGAACGAGUACCACGGCCCAGAAAUACCGUUCAACAGCGAGACUCAGUACCAGAAAGACUACAAGCCUUGGCCCAUUCCGAAAAGGUACGACCACCCGUGGAUACCUAAACCGCCCGCCACCAUCUCCGCGGGCGACGACCGGCCACUGGACCGGUCCAGACACGGGAAACAGCAUCUAGCGGACGCCGAAAGCGGCGUGGAGAAGAGCGCCAUUGCUGACAAAGUGCAAGAGAAAGAUCUCAUCCAGGGCCACGAAAGGAAAAAGCGGUCGAGCAAAAAGGCAGAAGGGGAGAAGAAAGUCAAGGUGGAAAGGGAAGGACGGGCGGCUGUGGAUGCCGUCAACAGGCAAAUUAAACAGGAGAUUGCAGCCGGCAGCUCUUACAAAACCGAAUUUAAGGCUUAUAGAGAUGUGAAGCCUGCACAGAUGAUCCGGGCCAAGUCCCAGUACUUACCUCCGGAUGAGAAGACCAGGCUGGAAACCAGCUAUAGUGCAACAUUCAAGGGACAAGCCCCGCUACAACCUACUGACAAUAAGGCCCAGGAGAGGAGGAGGAUACGCAGCUUGUACAGCGAGCCAUACAUCGACCCCAUUAAACAGGUGGACAGGUCUACUGUCCCUCGCACUAAAGCCAAAAAGCCUGGGGCUGUCGCAUCAAGCCAGGGCAAGCCAGUGAAGAAAGCCAAAGAUAAGCAGAGCGCGGCACUGAGGGGUUCCAGGAAGAUGACCUCGGAGAACCAGCCCGUGAGCCGGCCAGCGUUGGGCGACAAGGAGAAAAGUAAAGAGCUGAACAACAAACUGGCUGAAGCGAAAGAGGUUGUGCUAAAACAACACCACUACAUACAGCUCUGCCAGCCAAUCCGAGAUAUUGGCUGGGUACAGACCCUAAAGCAACACCUGUGGGGCUGUGCGCUACCCAAUCCCAGAGAUGCUCAGGACGAGUUUGUCCGACCCGGUCAUCAUCAUACCCAGGGUGCUGCUGGAGGAGAACCUGAAUCACUACUGGAAAGAGAUGAACACCGACGCAGCAGCGGAGUUGUGCGAUUUGCCCUCGAUUUGAACCAGACUGAGUAGUAUUUUGAAAAUCACAUGCACACACACACACACACACACACACACACACACA
This is a messenger RNA of Hippocampus comes (tiger tail seahorse), 1906 nucleotides long. RefSeq names its product microtubule-associated protein 6a (gene map6a). The transcript has 5 exons. Gene Ontology annotation, cellular component: microtubule; Golgi-associated vesicle; cis-Golgi network. NCBI's taxonomy places the organism in Eukaryota, Metazoa, Chordata, Actinopteri, Syngnathiformes, Syngnathidae. Gene Ontology annotation, molecular function: microtubule binding; calmodulin binding. The record is from RefSeq and is a predicted model, not a curated record. Gene Ontology annotation, biological process: regulation of microtubule cytoskeleton organization; microtubule cytoskeleton organization; cytoskeleton-dependent intracellular transport. Bases 466 to 1854 code for a protein of 462 amino acids.